Lodderomyces oxycetoniae is the source of this 273-nucleotide messenger RNA. RefSeq names its product U4/U6-U5 snRNP complex subunit (gene SMX4). Gene Ontology annotation, biological process: mRNA splicing, via spliceosome; P-body assembly. Lineage: Eukaryota; Fungi; Ascomycota; Pichiomycetes; Serinales; Debaryomycetaceae. The record is from RefSeq and is a predicted model, not a curated record. Gene Ontology annotation, cellular component: U4/U6 x U5 tri-snRNP complex; P-body; U6 snRNP. The transcript has a single exon. Gene Ontology annotation, molecular function: RNA binding. The coding region runs from base 1 to 273 and encodes 90 amino acids.
AUGUCUACGAUACAGACGGAACACCACCAACAACAAGAGCCACUUGACUUGAUACGGUUUCAGUUGGAUGAGUAUGUAAUAGUGAAAUUGAGAGGAGCACGAGAGUUGACCGGUAAAUUACAAGGUUAUGAUAGUCAUUGCAAUAUGGUAUUGAGUGAUGCUACGGAAACAAUAUACGGUGAAUCGAAAGAAACGCAGCCAGUGAUAAAGAAAACAGAUAUGGUUUUCGUAAGGGGAGACUCGGUGAUAUUGAUAAGUCCCGUUUUAGAUUAA